CACAAUAAAAAACAAAUGCUUUGAAUUAGCAUCAGAGGCUGAUUACUGAGCAGUGCCUACCAACACAAAGUUUCUUUUGCUCUGUUGCCUGGCAACCAGUGGUAAAAUGCAACGCAGCAGAGUACUGAAGAGGCAGAGUGGAGGGGUUACAGGCUUCGAGCUGAAAGGCCGGUCCACAGGACCCAAAGCUGUUGGAAUAUUUCUAUAACUGAAGACAAUCUCAUCACUUGAUUGGUAUCAAGAGAUACAUUAUGUACCAUGCCCAAAGGAAAGGCAGCCAAAGGGACAAAGGUAACCCUCAAGAUUGCCAAAAAGGCAAUACAGAUGACCCCAGAUGGAUGGCGCAGACUCACCCUCAGCAACAUGGGUAUAACCAUCUUCCCAAAAUGUCUACUAAAAUUGUCCAACGUAGACGAGCUGGACCUCAGCCGCAACCUGAUACAAAAACUCCCAGAUAACAUCGGGAACUGCUUGUCACUCAGAUGGCUGGAUCUACAUGGCAACAAGCUGGAGUCUCUACCCGAGUCCAUCGGUAACCUGGUGGGACUGACGCACCUCAACCUCUCUAAUAACCACAUAACCUCAGUGGGUUUACCUUCCACAUUGGGUUCUCUCACCAACCUGAAGAGUCUCAAUCUGGGGAUGAACCGGUUGGACACCCUGCCUCUCACUAUGGUGACUCUAAAAAGUCUCCAAGAGUUAGGCCUGUUUGAUAACCUCUUCACUGAGCUACCAGAGUUUCUGAAAUUCCUACAGAACCUUAUUAAGCUGAAUAUAAAGCGAAAUCCUCUAUCAUAUGUUCAGGGGGUUGCUGAGGGGAUGCUGAAGGAAAAACUGAAACCAGAGGAAGCUGCAUAUCUGGUCCAUGAGAGCAGCCUGUGUAGGACAUGCCAUAAGAGGUAUAAAGAGCAGAGGGAAAGGCUUAUUAGAGGGACAGACAGAGGAGGAGGAGGAAGUAAUGUGUUUCAGGAGAAAGGAAUAAGGACCUAUCCGGGACUGAUAGUACCAAACUCAGUGGCUACAGUCAGUCAGGAUGUGUGGAGAGUAAGAAAGGUGGAGCAUGAGCCAAUCAAAUGACCUAAGAACUGCUGGCAUCAUCUUAAACUCAAAACAAAUAGAAAUCAUGUCAAUUAUGCAACCACACAAAUUUUCAUUAUAUGCGCAUAAUAUCUAUGUGUUAUGCAACAAUUUUUUGAGGUCUUUUCCAUUUCAACUGAUAAAAUAAAAGGAGUUAUUACACAUAACUCUUUCAAACUAUCACUGUUGGAUGUGAUUAACUG
This is a messenger RNA of Monopterus albus (swamp eel), 1280 nucleotides long. It is a transcript of the gene lrrc18a, whose product is annotated as leucine rich repeat containing 18a. Gene Ontology annotation, cellular component: cytoplasm. The coding region runs from base 259 to 1077 and encodes 272 amino acids. Lineage: Eukaryota; Metazoa; Chordata; Actinopteri; Synbranchiformes; Synbranchidae. The transcript is spliced from 3 exons. Gene Ontology annotation, molecular function: protein binding. The record is from RefSeq and is a predicted model, not a curated record.